Molecule: messenger RNA, 6544 nt
Organism: Struthio camelus australis
Lineage: Eukaryota; Metazoa; Chordata; Aves; Struthioniformes; Struthionidae
Source: RefSeq, a predicted model, not a curated record
GUAGUUCUUCUUCUGAUGACAGUGAUGAUGGAACAGAUGAAGAAAUAAAAAGUGAAGAAAGUGACAUUGACGAGAGGACCGAAAUGAAAGAAGAACAAGACAGUCACACAAAAAGGGACAUGGAAGAGAGAGCAAUAAGCAUAGAAAUUCCUGAAGUCUUGAAAAAGAAGCUUGAAGAAGACUGUUACUAUAUUAACAGAAGAAAACGGCUAGUGAAGCUCCCUUGUCAGACAAAUAUAAUAACCAUCCUGGAGUCAUAUGUGAAACAUUUUGCUAUUAAUGCUGCUUUUUCAGCCAACGAAAGAUCUCGGCAUCAUCAAAUGACUCCACAUGCCAAUAUGAACCUUCAUUAUGUGCCACCAGAGAAGAAUGUUGAGCUAUGUAAAGAAAUGGUGGAUGGGCUGCGAAUAACCUUUGACUUCACACUCCCAUUGAUUUUGCUCUAUCCAUAUGAACAAGCCCAAUUUAAGAAGUUGACUUCAUCAAAAUUCUUUCUUCCGAUCAAAGAAAAUUCAACAAACAGUAACAGAAAUCAGGAGGAACUUUCCCCAAGUCCUCCUCUACUGAAUCCACCAACACCUCAGUCAACAGACAGCCAGCCUACGACAGGGGAGCCAGCCACACCAAAAAGACGAAAAGCUGAACCUGAAAUUCUACAAUCACUGAGACGUUCUACGCGCCAUACCUCUAACUGCGACAGGUUAUCAGAAAGUAGUGCUUCUCCGCAACCUAAACGGCGGCAUCUUGAGACUCCAGCUUCUAUGCCAAAGCUCUUCUUGCACCUGGAAAAAAAAACCCCUGUCCAUAGUGGAUCAUCUUCACCUAUCACUUUGACCCCUAGCAAAGAGGGGAGUGCGGUUUUUACUGGCUUUGAAGGUAGAAGAAACAAUGAAUUGAAUGAGGUUUUGUCCUGGAAACUAAUGCCAGAGAAUUAUCCACCGAGUGAUCAGCCGCCACCUCCUUCAUAUAUCUAUGGCUCUCAACAUUUGCUACGGAUGUUUGUAAAGUUACCAGAAAUAUUGGGGAAGAUGUGCUUUCCUGACAAAAACCUAAAGGCCUUAGUAAAACACUUCGAAAUGUUUCUGAGGUUUUUAGCAGAAUACCAUGAUGAUUUCUUUCCAGAAUCUGCUUACGUAGCUGCAUGUGAAGCCUACUACAGUACUAAAAAUCCUCGGGCAAUCUACUGAAGCUCUGAAUGAUGAUUCAAUCCCCCUAUACAUAGCCCAUGACAAUACUGUCUUGCCACGUGGCUACGAGAUGAAGAUGAAAAAGGGAUUAAAACAACACUUGGAGCUGAGGAGAUAGGGGGAUCUUCUGUGGUGACUGGAUUACUUAAAAAGGAGUGGAGAACUUCUUUUCAGAGAUGUCUAUAGACUGCAUUCUGAAUUGCUUAGAGAAUUAAAUACAACUUCAGCUCCGGAUGAAUGAAGAAGCCUUGUUCUGACUUCUAAUGCAUAGGACUGCAUAGAACUAUUACAGGAAGGGAGGCAAAAGCAGAUGCAUCUGCAACCAGACGUUUUCAUGAACAUAGUACCUCAUGCUUUCAUUUGAGCUUGACCUCUCUAGCCUGAAAAAUAAGACCAACUCCACAGUUACAAGAAGAGAAUGCAUAACUGGCAUCUCAUGGAUUUUGUUUCCCACAAAUUGCACUUCAUUUUGUGAAACUGCCAUGAUGGAAAAGAUAGUUUAAUGUAAAAGAUUUUUUUGGCUGUUUGGCUAGCAUGACAUCUGCCUCAAGAAUGGCUUUGUUGUUUGAAUGAAAGAUGUGUUGCUUGCUUUGUGUUUUGCAAAGAUGUCUAUAGCUCUUUUGAUGAUAAGGCUGUGUCAUAGUUCCAAGAAGAGCGUACCUUGCCAGUGAUCCAGUGUUACGUGGCUGAAAAUGAUUUCCAGAGCUGCUAUUAAAGAACAGAUUUCUACAAGUAAGUAGAGUCAAUAAAGUGAUGGCAGUUUAACUGGCAAAUAUUUCUUUUCUUAAUAAAGUACACAGUGGCUGCUGUUGAAAUAUGUAAUUUUGGCUGUCUAAAAUGUUUGUUCUUGAUUAAUAUUUUGAAGAGUGAUUGCUAAGUGUGCAUAGAAUGAGAGGCAGGAACAGUGAUAACAUAGGGAGGGAAGUCCUUGCUGUAUUAUUGGAUCUUCUUCUACAGACUUAAAGAACAUCUCCUUAGAUCUUUUUAGACACUUGAGCUCUGGAGAUAAGAAUUUACCCAGAACUGAAUUCAUAGCAUUUUGACAAUACAUUCAGUAGUAAAAAUUAAUUGAAGUUAAUUAGUCUUGAAUGUCAUCAAAGCCUCGCCACUAAUUCGGAACUCUGCUUCACAAUUCUGUUACGUAAAGAUAGACAUGGAGAUUUUAAACAGUGGGCAGAGAACUGGACUCAAGGCUGUAAAUCAUAGGCUAGUGCAUUUAAUCGCUCUAAUCCUUUCUGAUUUGGAAAACCUCAAUUAGAAUACUUACCUAUAAUGCAGAACUGAAAACAUUCCUCCCAGAGAUUAGCAGAGUCUAGGAGCUGCGAUGAAUCGUCUUUCAAAAGUAAAUGACAAACUUUAGUCUAUAAAGCCAAAGCAAAUCUGAAAUUUACUGUUGGCAGUCAAUGACACUCUUCAGAGCAUGCUGGUAUGUCAAAGCUUUUGAACUGGAAAGAUAUAGAUUACCUUGAUUUUGGUAACGGUUGUAGAAUGAAUCUUUCACAUGGAGCCAAGCAGAUUUGGUGAUCCUUAUUUCUAAAGUUUCUCAUUUAGCGAUACUACUUUUUAAAUUGUAUUUGUGUAAUACCAAAAAAUUUCAUGGGCUUUAGCCUUUCCCAAGUUACAGGAGUUUUGAAUCUCAGCAGAAUCUGGACACCACAAAAUCCACUUUGAGAGUGUGUUUCAUUUCUAGCUUUGGGCCCUAGUCUUUAAGACAGAACAAAACAGAAAACAAAAAACCAAGUCAAUUGAAAUUCUAAUUACUGUCUGGUAGGAAAUUGACCCUGGAAUACUGCUUGAAACUGCAUCCUUAAUCCUUUCUGUUGCAGGAAUGUUGCAAUGUGUGUAAUAUGUUGAAUCUUUUGUUCCACUGUUGCUAUCUGUGAAUACAAGGCAAGUUAUGAGCAGAGUUUAAACCUUAUUGUGUGACUGUGUUUAACUCUAUAAAAAAUGACAGUUUCUGCAUGCCUUUUGUUAUUAAUGCUCUAUUUUUGGUUAAUAGGUUAUGAUGAUUCUCAUGACAGUUUAAAAUCUGAAGGUGCAGUUAGUGUCACUGUACUCUUGAUGUAAACUUCUUUUAUUUUUAAAAGGAAAAAAAAACCUCGAAGCCACCUGUGGAUUAACUAUUACAAACUGUCUUGCUCUCAUAACAGCCAAGAAAAGUAGCAGUCUUUUGCACUUCUUUACUGUAAUUGAAUAUUUAAACCUAAAACUUGUUUCUAAAUUCAAAGGGAUACUAUCCUGGGAAGCCUUGUCAAUUAAAAAUGUGUGAGAAAUAAUGUGCAUCCUUGACUUUCCUCUUCCUUGCUGUCACUAUUCUUUUACUACUUUCUUAUUUUAAACCUAACUUUAUUCUAAGCUGAAGUAGUGCAAAAGAAUUGCAAAAGCUUUAACCAGGUGGGGGAGGAGGGGCUUUUGAGUAGCCUUAACAAAGUUGUGUAGCCAAACAAAGUAGCUUGUCAGUUUAGUCCCUAAAGGUUUGUAAUUAUCAAAACUUUUGAAUGGAGUAUCCAAAGGUUCAUCUGGAUAGGAGAAGCUUAAUAAUGUACUUAAACUGCAGGUGUACUACUUUAGCUUGAAUGUCCUGGACUGAUGAGACUUCUUGAUGGGAUUCCUGUCCAUCUGGACCGAUGAAAGGUUUCUCCACUUAACUAUUUGCAAUGAAUUGGUCCCUGUUUGUAGAGCUACUCCAUCAGUGCUUCCUAACCUGAUUCAGUCAGAAUGACUCAGAUUAGCUGAAGAAGUUUGAAAAACUGACUUAAGCAGGCUAGGGAGUGUUCACAUGAGCAAGUUUGCCAGAGGACUUCAGAGAUGGUGUGUUGCAGAGGAGGAGCUGAGCUGAGAAAGCAGUUUGGACGGACAGUAAUGUUUUACACUGGCGUGGCUGUUCUGCAUAACUCACAUGCACUCUUGUUCCAGAUCUAAGGUUUUUUUGUUUGUACAUUUAAAGAAAUUAUACUAGUAUCAUUAUAGCGUGUUACUAAAGAUGGUAAAUCUGUUCUCUACGGGCACUUCCCUUCAGAAGUAGGUACUUAACAGGCUAAAAGGCAGUUCAGCUGCUUCAACCUAAAGUGUGGUGUAGUAUCCUGAAGGAGGCUAGCUGACCUUUUGUGGGAGGAUCGUCACAGUAUAGGGGUAAAAGCAGGUAAUACAGCUAAUGUGAUGACGAGGAGUGCACCACUGCCUAGGUGCCAGAGAUAAAUCAGUCUACAUGGAUACUACUCAUUCCAGUACUUAUUCUAACCUAAUUGGUAUUAGGUAGGAUAGCUGAGUAAUAUCACGAUGUGCCACAAAAUUAUGAAAUGGACUCUCUGAAGUGUUCUCAGAUUACCAAAAACCAUAAACAACACAAAAUAACUUUUAAUACUGUUCGGCUUUAUUCCUAAUUUUAGGCUUUAGUUUUAAGCCUAUUAUAUGUCACAAAAAAAUUAUGCUGUUCUUUCAUGUGCACCAUCUGGAGUUAAUGCAUUGUAUUUCAUUUUCGUACUGUGUUAUUAUGUUUUUCAAGCUCCAUUGAAUAGUUAGUUCUGUUCCAAAGCUCAGGCUUCCACAUACUAAGAUGACCAUUGCAGUAGUAACCAAGUGGUACUUUAAAUAUGGUCACGUCUCAUUCUGAAAGAAAUGCAAUGCAAGUUAUAGGCAAAUGUUGGAUUUCAUUUUGCAGUUGGUGUGAGCUAGCAGCAUUUAUAUGAUAAGCUGUCAUAACUGAACUGUUCAGUGUGAAUUUCUCAAAUAGUAAUGCACAAUGACCUUUGAAUUAUGUUAGAGGAAUGUCUUCAGUCAAAAGAGGAAAUAAAAGGCUUAUCGGAAAUAAAAAGCUGUUAACGGUUUUUAAUGUUUGUAUCAUAAAGUUUUAUCAAGACAUUUGAGAAAUACAUUGUGAGAUUAUUUAUUGGAAUUAAAAAUAACAUUAAACCCUUAAUUUCUUGGAAGUUAUCCAUUGCCCCACUGAUGUCUUAAGCGUCCCCCAAAUGUAUGUGUACUGAGGUGGAAUUACAAGCCUUCUGGGGAGGAUAAAAGCGCACAACAUGAGCGCUUUACCUGAGUCCCAGAUCAAACUUUUAUCUUGCUAGUAAGCUGUGCAAAAGCACAGCAGUGGCAGCUCUUGGACAGACAGCCAGAUCUUCCGGCCUGGUGCAUGUCACUUUUAACUUCUUGACCAACUAAUGGAGCUAAUACAGCAAGCAUUCAGUUCACACUGUGUAAAGUCUACUUACUAAGUUCUAGAGAAAAUGCUGGAUAGGAAUCACAAUGUAAGCAUGCUUAGGCCAGGUGCAUGAAGAAAUAUAUUUUGUGCUGUGUUCCGGCGCACUGUAGUGUCUCCUUGGUGAUAUGAGGGGAUUGAAUUUAACUGCAUUGACAAACCAAGUUAUCUAUUUGCUUUUCUGAGUAAAUACAUACCACAGCAUUUGUGUAUUUUCUUCAGGUAUUGGUCUGUAAUCAGCACAAUCUUGAUGAUUUUACAUGAUCAGUUUUUUCACUUGUUUAUGAAACAAUAGAUUUGGAGGGAUCUGCAGCUCUUUGCAUAACUGCCUCAUUUUUCUGUAUGAAAUUAGUAAAUAUAGGUACUAUGCCUCUACAGUCACAGGUAUUCAUGCUGCUUUUCUGCCACAAUUUGUUUUUCUUAAGUUUGAAAUACAUAUUGCCAUGGGGAAAAUGGUGUCAGCAAUGACAGUGAGAGAUGCAGAUGCUUACUAAGAUCUAGCUCAACGUUACCGCCCUAUUACAUGCAUUAUGUAUUUUUUUCUUCUCAUUCAUAUAGCAGCUUUUUAAAUAUUUUUGUUUAUUUUUUAUUAGGGCUAAGCAUUAUGGCAAGCUGAAUAAAAUCAGUCAAGCAUAUAAACCUGUGCUCUACAGUGACAAGGAAACGUAUGCAAGAACUUUUGUACUUUUUUGGCCUGGAAACAAUGUUCAUAUUGCCUUUCCUGCAUCUUGAUUGAGAGCAGUCAGUCACAUCAUACGUAAAGUGGAUGAUAUCUUUAUAAAGGAAAUGAACAAAUUUGUGAGAUGCAGACUGAUAACUCCUGGCACCAGUGCAAACUUUUAAAAGCGUCUCCUAAGGAAUGGAGUAGUUUCUCAUUUUGUUACUGGAAAUGACCAGAGGUUUUGAUUGCAAGUAACUUUUAUCAGUACAAGAUAUUGGAUCUACUAGGGAAGACUAAGGUAUUAAAGUGUUGAAUCAUACGAUAUGUUCAUGUGGAUGUUUCGGUGUGAUGCCAGAAAACAGUGUGUUUAAUAUUUAUAUAGCAAGAAUUGAACCAAUAAACAUGCUCAGUUCCUGGCAAAAUGAACAGUAGACUUUUCCAUCACAUCAGUACAUACUAUCUGUGCCUGUAAUAUUUGCGAAUAUUGAGCCGUGG